UUGGGUUACAUACUAGUUGUUUUCAGUGAUAAAUAAAAAUGCAUUGCCUUAUAUUUAAAAAUUGCUAAAGCUCUAUGUGACUCUGUUCCAUUUGAUGCACAGUUUGCAACCAAUAAUUGUUGAAAUGUUUAAUUAAAUAGCCCAUUUUUUAUUUCAGAUAUAUCUAGAACUGUUUUUGACACUUAAGACAACUAUUGUUGAAAAAUCAAAUAAUGAUUGAAUUUUCUACAGAUAUAAUUCUGAAUAAAAACUUCCCAAAACUAUGUAUAUUUUGUCACUGUCUAAUAGUUUUCAUUUAAUAUAUUGUAAAAUCUUUAGUUAGAUUGCUACCUCCGUCAUGCAGCUAUUGCGGCUUUUAUACAGACGACCUUUGCCUACUAUUUUGAGUUUUGUAUUAUUACUUUGGGUGUUUGUUUCAAGUGGGCUCUACCAGCAUUUUUUUGCACUAUCAUUUAAAACUGAGUAUAAACACUGGGGCCCAAAUAUGCCUUUACAGCCGCUUAUACAGCAAAUCAAGGAGAAAAUCCCACCUGAUAUUUUGCCUGUUAAUGAAUUUAAACACAAAUUCAUCUAUGAUAACAAGCAAAAGUGUGAAGUGAGAGAUAAAAGUGAACCUAUCACAUUUUUAUUACUAGUUAAGAGUGCAUUGAAGAAUUUCAAUGUCAGAGAUGUGAUUCGUCAAACUUGGGGAUCAGAACAGAGAUUCUCAGAUGUGAUAAUAAGAACUGUGUUCCUUUUGGGUGUUGAGCCUGACGCCCAACACUUGCAAAGACGUUUGAUGCAAGAAAAUUCUCAACAUAAAGAUAUCAUUCAAGCUGAUUUUAUUGAUGAAUAUUUCAACAACACCAUAAAAACUAUGAUGGGUCAUCAUUGGGCUUAUCACAACUGUCCUGAUGCCAAGUAUUUCUUUUAUGUUGACGAUGAUUAUUAUGUAUCUACAAGAAAUACAUUACGCUUCUUAAAAGACCCAAUGAAUUACCCUAAAUAUUUGUACAGCUUCAUUAUAAAUACUGAUAAGCACUCUCAAGAAGACCUUUAUGCAGGCUAUGUUUUCCCUUCUUCUCGCCCCAAGCGUUGGGUGCUUAGCAAGUGGUAUGUGUCUUUGGAGGAAUACCCAUAUUCUCACUACCCUGCCUACAUCACGGCUGGAGCAUAUAUAUUGUCAAGAAAGUCCCUAGAAACUCUCUAUUUUGCGGAACUCUAUACAAAAUUUUUCAGGUUUGAUGACAUCUUCAUGGGUAUGUGUGCCAAGAAAGGCAACUUGCACUUGCUGCACCAAGAAGAAUUCCACUACCACAAGAAGACAUAUAGCAUUGAGGGCUACAAAUUCACCAUAGCAUCCCAUGGUUUUAAGGACCCUGAUGAGAUGCACAGGAUUUGGGAGGAGCAGCGUUCUGUGGGAAAUGCCUAAGCUAUUGUUUAUUCCCUGUAGCCCAGAAUUGUUCUAAAAUAAUUAUUUAUUAUUUUAAAUUUAUUUGAAAUAUAGCUGCUACUCAAAUCUCCUACUAUGAUGAUGCCAGAGCCAUCAAAUUUUUGUUAGAUCAGACUUGGAGUUUUUGUUUCUGAUGUGCAGCUCCUAAAUUUAUGACAUUCCAAUAUUUAUUUUGUAUAUUAUUUAUUAGAUAUAUUCGUUCUGUUCUCUGAACUUCUCUCCAUUUUGUCACCACAUUGUAAGACAUGGCAAUUCCCUGCACUGACUUUAGUCAGUGCAGGGAAUUCAGUCAGUGCACUGACUUUAGUCAGUGCAGGCCUUUUAUGGCCUUAGCUUACAUUCUUUGCUUUCUCCGCACAAGACUUGAUACCAUAUGAAAUGUGAUCAAUUCUAUUUGAAAAAAUAACUUUAUAACUUUUCAAUCUUGGCUAAAAAAUGAAAUAUAUAAAACAACACCUAAUGAAUUAAACAAUUAAACAUAAUCACAUUUAUGUUGAGGAAAGCUACCUGGAUGGAGAAUUUGAAGAGUGACUCUGUAAAUAAUUGGCAGUGUUAUCCUGUGCUGAUGACAAAUGUGAUUCACUAUUUCCUGCUAUUACUUGCUGCAGAUGAUCUCCUUGCUCAAGUAUUCUAUGAUUAAGAAUGUAUAAAUAUAAAUUAUGAACCAAAUUAAGCAUUAAAAUCAAAUCGAAUAACAUUUGAAAGACAUCAUUUCAAAUAUGAGUUCAUAUUCCUUGAUAGCUUAUUUAUGUGUGGAUGCAGUUUUUUGUGUGUAAGGUGUAAGGUAUAUUUUUCCAUAUCUUUCUGUUGAAUCAAUUCCUUCUAAAGAAUCACUUUUGAAACAUGUGCAUUUCUUGAUGUAUUUUUAAUGAGAAAUUAUAUUGGAAUUACCGUAACAUUUUCAAGUAUAUGGGUAUUGGGAUGCUGAUGCUUCCUUGAUGCGUACAAACGUCUUUAAAUACUGUUUCAUUUUUACUGGUUAGUAUUUGCAGCUAUAAUUUAUAAUAACGUAUUUAAUUUUUGACUAGUCCUUAUACUGUAUAGUGUAUAUACUAGUCAAUUUUGUUCAUGUUAGUCUGUAGAGAAUUUAUUCCUGCUACAUUGCCAUAACAGCUUCUACAUUCCGUUUAGCAUUCCCUUUGAUAAUUUGAUUCUACCCACACAUUUCAUUAUGCGCAUUUUCAUAAUGAUAUCACAUAAUAUAUUGUAUAACUUGUAUAACAUAUCGUAUAACAUAUUUUUCAUAUUAUUAUAUUAUGUCAAGUUAAAUCUUAAUGUUUUUUCGGAUUUGAUGUUCUUCAAAGUCAUACAACUUGCUUGCCUACGACGUUCUCGGCAAUUGGUUGUGCGUGACCGUGUCAUUCUGCCUCUAAUUUAAUCAUAUGAUUACGAAAUUAUUUCAAGAAAAGCAAUGAGGUGGUCGUAUUAGUUGGUAGAGAUUUGUCUGUGUUUUUUAAGCAGGUUUCAUUGAGGACCAGAGAAUUUGCUUUACUGGUAAUUUUUUUUUCAAUAAAUCAAACAAUAUUUUUCGUUUACACUGGUGAAUCAAAAAUCGGAUUUACCAGCGAUUGAUUGAUGAUUGAUUGAUACAUUUGAAACGUUGUUGAUGAAAUAAAAAUUUCCAUCGGUACCCUUAUUUUUGAUUUAACAGUACUAACGAAAAAUGUUGUCCGAUAUAUUGAAAAAAAACUGAGAAGAAAAUUGUCAAUAAAAAAAUUCUGUGAUCUUCAUUGAAAUCUGCAUAAAUGAACAAAUUCUGCUAACCUACGGUUUACUAAUUUGUGUGUGUAAUUUUUUUUAUCAUUUUUGCUCGUAGAGAUUGUAAAACGAGUGAUAAUAAUUUGACUAUUACGUUUAAAACACUAGCAUACUUGCGAUGAAUUUAUUCUUUAAACCUAGUAGAGAUUGAUUCUCUUUGAUCUUCAAAUUGAAGAAAAACUUCAGAUGAAGGAUGAAUAUUUCUAGGAAUCCAAUUCCUAUGUUGCCCAUCGUAAAUAAUUGUUUGAAUUUGGAACGUAUUUUCAAAUCAAUUUGUGGUUUAGAUAACAAAAUCACAGUCUGAUACUCCUCGUGAUUCAUGUCGAAUUCAAUUGAGAUGUUUCCAUUUAGUUAAUUCUAAUUAUAAUUUAGUUAAUAGUUAAUUCUUUGGCAGCAAAUGAGCGUACCUGUCUAAUUGCUAUUCAUGUAGUUUUAAACAAAAUCAUAGUCUGAUACAUCAUACUCCUCGUAAUUGAUGUCGAAUUCAAUUGAGGUGUUUUUAUUUAGUUAAUUCUAUGGCAGCGAAUGAGCGUACCCGUCUAAUUGCUAUUCAUGUAGUUUUAAUUUUUGUCAUAGCAUAUUUUAAAGUAUUUGUCAAUAUAUAUGGCAAAUAUCGUCGCUGUGAUAGUUCAUAUUGGCCGUGUUUGCCUUUGCAAUUGAGUUACCGAUGUUGAAUUUAUUUAUUAUUUUCGUACUGAUCAAUGACGAAAAACCAUCCAACUCCUUUGACUAUCUGCUUCCGAGCAAAACCUCUAAGGUCUGAGCUAAAGCUCGUCAAAAGCACGAAUGAAAAAUAAACCAGGAGUACGCCGACUUUAAAAGUAACCACACUAAUCCAUUUAUUUAUUUUGGAAUUGAAUAGCCAUAGAGUUACCGCGGUUGUAACGCUCCUGGCUCACCGAGAUUGUGCUGCUUCAGAGUGAUUUAAUGUUCUUCCUAAAUCACCUUGCACAUGUUAUUUAAAAUCAUCAUGUGAUAGAACUUCAUUGAAUACAAGCCUUGUCAGCAAAAAUUGUUAUUAUUUUCACUUAUCAAUGUUUUAGUGAUACUUGAAGCAGUUAUUUAUACGAAGGAUAGUCGAAUGUUCCUAUUUUGUUACCCGUUUUGUAUUUUUUUUAGUAUUUUAAAUGAUUUGAUAAAUACGAUCCCCCUUGUUAUUAACUUAUUAUUUGGAUGAAAAAGAGAAAGCACUGUAAACGCUUGAGUACUUCUACGUCAUCAAGCGAACGAGUUGUCUUUUAAUUUACUUGUCUUCUCGUUUUAAAUUGUUAGCGUUUUCUUAUUAGAGUUUGAUGCUUAUCCUAUUAUUGAAAGUCAAAUUUGGGCUAUUUAUAGGUGUAAAUCAGAUUUUGCUCCGUUGCGUGAUUAAUUUUAGGUUUUCAUGUUAACGUUAUAUCGUGUGGCGUGUUUGGGAUUGGUAUUAAAUAGUACAGUUUGACAUUUUUAUGUAGCUAUCUCCUGUGAUUAAAUGAUGUGAAAACCA
Molecule: messenger RNA, 4673 nt
Organism: Hyalella azteca
Lineage: Eukaryota; Metazoa; Arthropoda; Malacostraca; Amphipoda; Hyalellidae
Product: beta-1,3-galactosyltransferase brn
Exons: 2
Coding region: 338-1411 (357 amino acids)
Cellular component (GO): membrane
Molecular function (GO): hexosyltransferase activity; UDP-glycosyltransferase activity
Source: RefSeq, a predicted model, not a curated record